Messenger RNA from Lachnellula hyalina, 972 nucleotides. RefSeq names its product Cytochrome P450 monooxygenase. Lineage: Eukaryota; Fungi; Ascomycota; Leotiomycetes; Helotiales; Lachnaceae. The record is from RefSeq and is a predicted model, not a curated record. Bases 1 to 972 code for a protein of 323 amino acids. The transcript has a single exon.
AUGCUACCUCCUGCGCAGACCCACCAAAACUACGUUACCUUAUCUACGUUUCCCGGUGGCUUUAUCACUUUACCAGAAAAGAGUUUCGUUUCACCCAGUGAUGGUGAUAUCAAGCGAACCGUACCCUCUCUCGCCUUUCUGAUCUCACAUCCAGGAUUUGGCGAUGCGAGUACCACAACUACACAACCGAUACGAUUGAUGUUUGAUCUCGGGUUACGUUCAGCAGCUACCAAAUACUCAGACAAACAGCAAAUACAUCUACAAAAUCGUCUGCCUUACAUUCUUGGCCCAAAUAUAGCCAGUCAACUUUUGAAAGGUGGAUUAAGUGCUGCAUCGGAUAUAGACAUUGUGAUUCUAAGCCAUAUCCAUUAUGAUCAUCAUGGAGACCCGGAGGAAUUUCCUAACUCCACUUUUAUCGUUGGAAGUGGAAGUUGCGAAAUCCUCAAGAGUGGUUUGGCAGGAGCCGGUAGUCACCAGCACUUUCAGCAGGACUUAUUGCCGUCUACGAGAACUUUGGAGCUUCCAAGAACGGAUAUCGAUGAAGCAAUCUUUCGUCUUCAGCUGAGAAGCGGACGUAUGGUCGAGAAUCAUUGGUCUGCCAUAGGGCCUUUCCCUCAUGCGUUAGAUCUGCUAGGUGAUGGUUCUAUAUUUGUUAUCGACAGCCCUGGACAUCUUCCAGGCCAUAUAAACUUGCUUUGUCGAGUGGAUCAAGAGAGCUGGGUGUACCUUGGGGGUGACUCAUGUCACGAUACUAGGCUUCUCACAGGCGAGAAGGCGAUCUCUAGUUGGGAGGAUCAGGAGGGCAAUGUUAUGUGUAUUCAUUUGGAUAAGGGUAAAGCUGAGGAUACGUUGAGGAAAAUAGCACGGCUAUCAGAACUGGAACAUUCUAAGGUUCAGAUCAUAAUGGCCCACGAUUGGAAGUGGUACGAGAGGAACAAGGCCUCUUGCUUUCCCGAAAUGCUUCAAUUUUGA